Molecule: messenger RNA, 552 nt
Organism: Fusarium poae
Lineage: Eukaryota; Fungi; Ascomycota; Sordariomycetes; Hypocreales; Nectriaceae
Exons: 2
Coding region: 1-552 (183 amino acids)
Source: RefSeq, a predicted model, not a curated record
AUGUACAGCAGGUUCUUCGCCGAAAUCACAACAUUCACGCAGCUUCUCCUCUGCCGUGCGGUGAUCUCGGGUUGCUCCGAUCUCAUAGUCCGCAAUGGUCUUGAUCUUCUUAGUCAGCUCUGGGUAUGUAUGGCCAACUUCACAGUUAUCCGGUUCAAGCUUUUCGAACUCGAAUUGAUGGCGAGUGAGCCACGCGAUGAUAGUUGGGUAACCGGCAGGGACUCGAUCUUGGUUCAGCCUCUUCAGCUAGGCUUCGGGACCGCACGUCUAGGCAUUGCCAUUAGCCACGAAGAGAUCUUUGAGGUUCUCUUGGGUUUUCAGCCAAAGGCAAGUCUCAAAGACCUGUCGGACGUCUUCUUUGACAUGACUAGCAGCAGACUGCUCAAUAACCAAUACUCUCUGCCCAGUUGGCAUGUUCGUGAGGUCCAUAUGGCGAUGGAAGCGUCUGAGGUACUCGGUCACGUUCUUGCCACCGUGGAUGUCGGUGGAUGGGGGAAUCUGGGCCGCAACAGGCGCAGCUCCUCUUUCCUAGAGGGCUCGCAAGAGGGCUAG